AUGCCCGCCUUCUCCCUCGACGAAUUCACCUCCCUCGUCUCCAGCACGCUCGCGCUCGACGGACCCUGUGUGGGCUUCCUCCCUGGCCCUGGACCUGCAGGUGCUUCUGCAGGUUUGACAAGGUCUGUGGGUGCGGGUGGUGAUAUACCGUUGUACGUCGGCGUAGGAGAGGCGGACUUUGAGCAAAUGGGGGUGGGCAACGUUCGAGUUCGAGUUCGAGGAGGAAGUGGGGAUUACGCAAACGCCGCUGGAAGGGUUCAUGCCAAGUCGGUCUCCCACCACGAACGCCAAACCCUGCCCCAACCUUUCGCUCGACCUCGUAUUCCCAACCCAAACACCGAGCUGCCCAGGACUUCUUCGCCUUCGACUUCGACUUCUUCGAAAAACCUCCAUCCCAAUCCCAAUCUCACCGCCAACGUCACCGUCAACGUCAACGUCACCGCCCGCCAAUCUCCAACUCCCACCUGCACUCCUUCCUGGACCUAUCCUCAAAUUCUCGUCCUCCCUCCCCUGCUUCAGCUGAAGCAACUUCCUCUUCUAAUCCCGCCGGAGAACUACCGGCAGCAGCAGCUACUACCUACCCCGACCCACUCAUAA
Molecule: messenger RNA, 597 nt
Organism: Cyclocybe aegerita
Lineage: Eukaryota; Fungi; Basidiomycota; Agaricomycetes; Agaricales; Hemipholiotaceae
Source: the annotation of a GenBank genome assembly